Messenger RNA from Helobdella robusta, 1590 nucleotides. RefSeq lists its product as hypothetical. The coding region runs from base 1 to 1590 and encodes 529 amino acids. The record is from RefSeq and is a predicted model, not a curated record. Lineage: Eukaryota; Metazoa; Annelida; Clitellata; Rhynchobdellida; Glossiphoniidae. Gene Ontology annotation, molecular function: protein binding. The transcript is spliced from 8 exons.
AUGGACCUGGCCAAAAUUAACAGUGUUGCCGAUUGGCUAGAGAGCCAAAAUAUGCUGAAGUAUGAAGAGCAUUUGGCCGUGAAUGGCUUUGACGACAUGCAAUAUAUGCACCUCCUGACUGAUGACGACCUGGAAAACAUCGGCAUAAGCAGCAGAGAUGACGUCAACAAACUUCUUCAAUCACUUGAAGACAUCAGCGUCACCAAUAGGAUUCCAACGGACGAUGAUACUAUCGCCUACGAUUACGACGAUAAUGAAGAUACAAAUGAUAGAUAUCAUGAUAGCGAUCAUAAAAAUGAUGGUUGUGACGGUAAAACUAAUCUAAAUAAUAUUAAUAUCGAUGAUGAUAAUAGAACGCAUGCUAGCAAGAGCGGCAUUAAUGAUGAUGACGAAACUGAAGGCGCUGGACAUGCGUUCGAACCCGUGACCUUGUGGCUGUCUAAAAUGGGACUCCCUAUAUAUUCCAAACUCUUUGAAGACUUCGGCUUCGUUAAUACGCAGGAUUUAAUGGGCAGAGAUGUCGUUAAUGUUAAUGAGACUCUGGAAAAGGUCACCUCCUGCUUGCCUAUUGGUCACAGGAAGAGAAUUCGGUAUGCCGUUGAAAAUCUUAACCGGACGACCAAGAGAAAUAAGAAAGAUAAUAAUAACGACAUGAACAACAACAACAACAACACUAACGACUUUAGUAAUAAUAAUAAUCAUAAUAAUAGUAAGAAUAAUAAUAAUAAUAAGAAUAAUAAUAAUAAGAGAAAUGAGGAUGACGUCAUAAUGAGAUGUAACCUAAGUAGGCUUGUGACCGGCUGCUAUUCAUUCCUCGUUUGGAAAUCAUUAACCCACCUGGAGAGCCUACCUGUGCUGUCGUUGGCGAUCUCUUACACCUGCCUCAAGUUCAUUGACAAUAAUGAUAAGGUAAUCGUCUGCACUCACGACAUGAGCAACAUCUACUCGGCCACUCAGCACGGCGAUGAUAUGUGCGUCUUUGCGUACAUCACCAAAUGCGUCAGCGAUGAUGAUGAUGAUGGUGGUAGUGGUGGCGGUGGUGGUAGUGGUGGCGGCUGUAGCGGCGACGAUGGCAGUGGAAAGUACUACUGUCACGUGUUCAGGACCGAAUCCGGGAUGAUGACUCGAUGCAUAAUGACGACGCUGGAAAGAGCUUUCCAGAUAGCUUUCCACUGGGUUGUACAUGAAAAAGUUAACAACAGCAACAACAAUAAUAAUAAUAACAAAAAUAAUAACAAUAAUAAUAACAAUAAUAAUAAUAAUAAGAAGAAUGUUGUUGUUGUUGUUAAGCCGUUUGUGGCUGAGAGAACCAACAACAAAAUUGACGGCAGCUACAACAGCAGCUACAACAUCAGCUUCAACAUUUUCAGCGGCAGCAGCAUUGUCAGCAGCUUCAACUGCAGCAGCAGCAGUGCUUUCGACAACAACAAUAACAACGACGACAACAAAAAUAAUAACAAUAAUAAUAAUAACAACAAUAAUAAUAAUAACAACAAUAAUAAUAAUAACGGAAAAAAAGUUCAGCACAUACCUGUAAGGUUAUCCUACCAGCCGAAAUCAUCAUUCUCCGGCAAAAGUACGGAGAUAUAA